This is a messenger RNA of Coffea arabica (coffee), 894 nucleotides long. RefSeq names its product mitochondrial import inner membrane translocase subunit TIM10. NCBI's taxonomy places the organism in Eukaryota, Viridiplantae, Streptophyta, Magnoliopsida, Gentianales, Rubiaceae. The record is from RefSeq and is a predicted model, not a curated record. Gene Ontology annotation, cellular component: mitochondrial inner membrane. Gene Ontology annotation, biological process: protein insertion into mitochondrial inner membrane.
UUCCCCAUUUGUAAUUUCGUAUGACCGCUUGAGUUUCCCUACACGAAAUUUGCCCUAGAUCCCUCUUGACUUGGCGCAUUGUUUGUUUGGCCAUACUUGAAGCUUUGUUGUGUAUCCAGGCUCAUCUUUCCCAGUUCUUAGGUUUUUUCCAAUCUUCGUUUAGUUGCCGUUUUCUUUAUUAUUUGGAUAUCAGUGUUGGGAUUUCCAUCAGAUCUAAUGGCGGCCAACAAGCCCUCCUCCGCACUGGAGAAAGAACAGAUUUUUGGGAUGGCGGAGAAAGAGAUGGAGUACAGAGUCGAGUUAUUUAACAAGCUUACUCAAACCUGUUUUAGCAAGUGUGUCGAGAACAGGUACAAGGAAUCCGAGUUGAACAUGGGUGAAAACAGUUGCAUUGAUCGUUGUGUUUCGAAAUAUUGGCAGGUGACUAAUCUAGUUGGGCAAUUGCUCGGUAACAAUCAAGGUCCAAUGUGAAGGAACUUUUUUUGCCUCAAAUGAAAACUCAUGGCAGAGCAAAGCUAGGCGUUUGCCAUUUUCGCAUUUUUGGAUAUCAUCAUAUUUUUAUGACUCUGAUUCCAUAAGGGAUGCCAAUUUUUUGGCGCCAAAGGAGAUUAUUUUUAAUUUUCGUUUGUAUGAAAACAAAAGAAUUGUAAGACUAGAGUUGUUGGUAUUUGAGAAACGAUGAUGUCGAAAAGGGCUGCAUGCAUAUUUUGUUUGCCAAAGGGAAAAAAAAAUUGAUUGAGCAGUUUCCUAUGUGAUGAACAAGUCAACUGUUUACAUGCUGGAAUGCGUUCUGGUAUUAUGUGCCCUUAGGUGCACUGUGCCAGGUUGAGGUAGUUUCUCUUCUGGCAAUGGAGACUCAUUGUACGGAAAAGCAUAACAGAUGUUCUGGGCACA